Molecule: messenger RNA, 384 nt
Organism: Trypanosoma grayi
Lineage: Eukaryota; Euglenozoa; Kinetoplastea; Trypanosomatida; Trypanosomatidae
Exons: 1
Coding region: 1-384 (127 amino acids)
Source: RefSeq, a predicted model, not a curated record
AUGGACACCGAGGAGGGAGAGUUCAUAGUAUGUGGGAGCUGUGGUACAGCCAAGGACAUACAGUUUGACGAGCUUGUGGGCGUGAUCGAGGGUUUCAUGGUGAACUUCGACCCCAGCGCUGUUCUCAAGCGACUGCCCCCAAUUUCCUCGGUCACUGACGACCACGAGAGACACGUACUGCACAAGGGCGUGCUUGCGCAGGUGGAGGCGGAGCUAGACGCCUAUGUAUUGGAGAACUGUCCAUCCAUUGAGUCCAUGGAGGAUGCGGCAAGUCUCCUCUUGGCCCGCAGCGGUGAGAUCGCGGACGAGGUGUGGGACUUCAUUAGCGAGGGCUGCUUUGACUACUCUGCCUUUGUUGAGAUGUGGGGAAACAGCGAGAAAUGA